AUGCUCAGUGCAAGGACGGUCCUGGUGCUGGCGAUGCUCCUCACCAUCUCCCCACGCUAUGAUGCAGGCCCUUACACACCAUCUGAGUGCUGCUUCAGUUACAUAAAGUUCCCUCUCCGGCUGGCUAAGCUGAAGGGUUUCUACAUGACUCCCAAGGAGUGUUUUUCCUCAGCAGUUGUGUUUGAGACCAGGAACGGGACCAAGAUCUGCGCAAACCCAGAGAUGACUUGGGUGAAGAAAGCAGUUGAGAGGCUUCAAAAAACGAAAGACCUUCGUGCCCCAUGA
Messenger RNA from Charadrius vociferus (killdeer), 285 nucleotides. RefSeq names its product C-C motif chemokine 5-like. The record is from RefSeq and is a predicted model, not a curated record. Gene Ontology annotation, molecular function: CCR chemokine receptor binding; chemokine activity. Gene Ontology annotation, biological process: immune response; G protein-coupled receptor signaling pathway; cellular response to tumor necrosis factor. NCBI's taxonomy places the organism in Eukaryota, Metazoa, Chordata, Aves, Charadriiformes, Charadriidae. Bases 1 to 285 code for a protein of 94 amino acids. The transcript has 3 exons. Gene Ontology annotation, cellular component: extracellular region.